AUGGUGGGAAGAAAGAAAAGGGGAACGACUGCUCAGCCAGUGCGGACACCCAGUAUCUCAACGCGCUCGGGGCGCACCGCUCAAGAUGUCAUCCCUCCCACGCCCACCCGUGGCAGAGGUCGCGGGCGAGGACGUGGUCGCGGCCGUGGUCGCGCCAGUCUUCCUGGUCGCCUGCCGUCCAGUCUGGAUGCUCCGAGUAGCCCUGUGCGCUCGCACAUUGUCAAGCUGAAAAUCCCGUCUUUGAUCCAACGGGUCAUGUCAGAAGACGAGUUUGAUGACGAUGAUGAUGAAAGUGUGCCAGCCAGCGCGGCCUCCCGCAAUCCGGAGACCCCUCGCAUCCGACGUUCACGUCGUGCUUUGGCUGUCCCCGAGUCGUCGCGUACGACCCGCCAGUCCGCCAGACUCAAGCCUAAUGAAGAUGGCACUUAUGAAGAGGUGUCACCCUCGAAAUCUAUUGACUCAGAUGCCAGUCAUCCGGAUGAUGACAUGGACUCAAAUUAUGAUGAAGACUACAAGUCUGAACCUGCUAUUCGCAAAACAUCUCAAUCGCCGCAGCCUCGCAUUAUUGCGUCUGCUCCAGUCUCGCCUGGAGCUGUUCAGCCAUCGAAUGAGAUGACUGGCGACCACUUUUAUGGUAUGGAGCCCAAGGCCAAAGACGACCCAGCGGCUACCGAAAGUCCCAAAAUGGCGGAAUAUGAGGAAGCUCCCUCUGCGCCUAUCUCUCCCCGACUCUCUCGCAAGCGCAGGUCUUUGGACAUGCAAGAUGAAACCCCGGAAAUUGAUUCCGAAUUCCCCAGUAAAAAAUUGCGGACUGAUGAAACCGAAACCGAAGAGGCGGUCGAUAGCCCCAUGCAAAACGGAACGGAAAUGGAAACCCAGGCUGAAACAACGCCUGAGGAUGUUCCCAUGCCCUCUGAUGAAUUUGAUCCCCCUGCUUUUGCUCCAGUUGUUCGAGGCCGUGGAGGCCGAGGAUCCCGCGGUGGUCGAGGCCGUGGCCGUGGCCGAGGUCGUGGUCGCGGCAGUCGCGGAGGAUUUGUUGGUCCCAUUCGCUCUACACUACCCAAGCCUCGUGGCGGCCGAGGACGAGGCCGUGCUCGCCAAACUACCAUCAUCAAACGUGGCAAGAAGAUCGAAGAUGAGGUCUGGGACGCCGAGAACUGGCGUGGUCGCACUCCAUCCCCUCCACCGGAUACACUACCAACCAAAAGCCGUCAAGAUGAAAUGACGAAUCUCUUCAAAAAGAUCGGCCAGGCGCAAUCGAUUGCGCUAGGAUUUAUGUCUGACCAAUCUAUGCACAAGCUUUCCCGUGAAAAGAACGCCCACAAGGAUUGCCCCGAGUUUGCUCAAGUCCAGCAGGAACUGGCCGAGUAUCAGCGCAAGGCGCUUGAUCGGUUGAACGCCGAUCACAAGUGGAGAACGGAGUUAAUAAAAGAAAAGUACGAGGGCGAUAUUUACAACAUCAAGGGUCAAGCCGAAAAUAUUCUCGGGGCGGUGCAAAAUGAAAUGAUUACUUUCCUCAUGGGCAAGUUCAUGUCGGCAAUCAUUGGCCGUAGAGUUGCAGAGGAUGAUGAACAUACGGAGACCGAUACAUCUGAUUCAGAGCAGUCUGAAAAGCAAUUCCUUUUCCGAAUUGGCGACACAGCUAUCCGCCAAGUGGAACGUGGAUUCCUCGCCGAGGUCGUUCGGGAUCCCGAAGGAGCUAUGGACUACACCCAAGCCGACGAGGGCUGGGAUGACUUUGAUCAAAAAGCACGCAUGGGCAAACUCAACGAAGAAAUCCAACCACCAGAGCCAGAACCCAUGGAAGACGUCGCCUUCUCCAGCCUGGUCUUCGAAAGUCUCCUCCAAGCCGCAAGCAUCAUCGGUUCCUCCGAAUCAACCGGGAAACAACACACCUACGACGGUGUCUCCGACUACCCCAUGGACCCCCAUCCACGCUCUCUCUCCCUCCUAGCCGACGCAGCCCUCCUAGAGCCGCUGCCACCCCAUCUCCCCCAGAUGCAAACAUCCCACCUCCCCCACCGAACCCCCUACCCACCCCCUCACCACCUCACUCACGCCCACGCCCACCACACCCACGGGCACCCAUCCCAAGUCCCAGCUCCAGCUCCAGCUCCAGCCCCGGGCCCAACCCACGGUCCAACCGACCCAAGAUCAUUCAUCCUCCCCCGCCCAACCCCAACCCAACAACCGCGCCGCCUCCUCCCAGCCCGCGGCCAACUAAGCAUGGGUCUCCCAGACCCCUUCUCAAUGAACGGCCCUCCCCAACUCCCUCCACCCCCAGGCUCAAAUUUCGCCCGCCUCCCCCUGCCCGGUGGCUACCUCCCACCCCCAGCAGGCCAUCCGCCCCCGCCGCCAUCCCUCUACUUCCCUCCUCCCCCACCGGGCUCGCACCCUCCUCCCCCUCCCCCCUCGUCGCUACUAAUUUUCUCGGUUCUCGCUUCUGCGCAGACAAAUGAUGACUGA
Messenger RNA from Penicillium nucicola, 2466 nucleotides. RefSeq lists its product as uncharacterized. The transcript is spliced from 4 exons. Lineage: Eukaryota; Fungi; Ascomycota; Eurotiomycetes; Eurotiales; Aspergillaceae. The record is from RefSeq and is a predicted model, not a curated record. The coding region runs from base 1 to 2466 and encodes 821 amino acids.